ACGGGAGCGCGCAGGGAGCUGAGCCCGGCUGCUGGAGCCGGCCAUGGGGUUGAGGAUGGAGCUGCCGCCCCUGCCUCUGCAGCGCUUGCCCGGGGCUCUGAGGCUCCUGGCCGCCCUGCCGUUCCUGCUCCCGUUGCCCGAGUCCUGCUGGGGCAAGUACGUGAAAGGCAAUAUCAGCACCAAGGAGGACUGGGUCUUCUUGACUAGAUUCUGCUUCCUUUCUGACUAUGGGCGCCUGGACUUCCAGUUCCGCUAUCCAGAGGCCAAAUGCUGUGAGAACAUCCUCCUGUACUUCGAUGAUCCUUCUCAGUGGCCAUCUGUCUACAAAAAGGGAAAUAAGGACUGUCUGAUGAAAGAGUCUGUGAUUCGCCCAGAGAACAACCAAGUGAUCAACCUCACAACUCAGUAUGCCUGGUCCGGAUGCAAGUUGGUGACAGAGAAUUCAGUGCGGUAUUUGAGCUGUGCGAGCGGCAGAAGUUUCCGCUCAGUCCGCGAGCGAUGGUGGUACGUGGCGCUCAGCAAGUGUGGGGGCGAUGGGCUGGAACUGGAGUAUGAGAUGAUUCUGACCAACGGCAAAUCGUUUUGGACACGUCACUUCUCGGCGGAUGAGUUUGGAAUCCUGGAGACAGACAUAACUUUCCUACUUAUCUUCAUCCUAAUCCUCAUCAUUUCCUGCUAUUUUGGCUAUCUUUUGAAGGGUCGGCAGCUUCUCCACACCACUUACAAGAUGUUCAUGACGGCAGCUGGUGUGGAGGUUCUCAGCCUGAUGUUCUUCUGCAUAUAUUGGGGCCAGUAUGCAAGUGAUGGUAUCGGGAAAGGCAGUCUCAAGAUAUUGGCCAAGCUCCUCUUCUCGGUCAGUUUCCUGAUCUUCCUCCUGAUGCUUAUUCUGCUGGGGAAAGGAUUCACAGUUACCAGGGGUCGAAUCAGCCACACUGGGUCUAUUAAGCUUUCAGUGUACAUGACGCUUUACACCAUCACACACGUUGUGCUCUUCAUCUAUGAGGCGGAGUUUUUUGAUCAGGCACAGGUGCUGUACACUUACGAGUCGCCAGCUGGAUACGGCCUGAUCGCCUUGCAAUUUGUGGCUUACAUCUGGUUCUGCUAUGCCAUCCUGAUCACGCUCAAGCAGUUCCCGGAGAAGCAACCCUUCUAUGUGCCAUUCUUUGCUGCCUACACCCUCUGGUUCUUUGCUGUCCCGGUUACGGCGCUGAUUGCUAACUUUGGCAUCCCCAAGUGGGCCCGAGAGAAAAUAGUCAACGGCAUCCAGCUGGGCAUUCACCUGUAUGCCCAUGCAGUCUUUCUGAUUAUGACACGGCCCUCGGCAGCCAACAAGAACUUCCCUUACCACGUACGGACGUCACAAAUUGGGAUUGUGGAGGAGGCAGCAGCUGGGUCCAAGUUUCCACAUCACGUGUACGGCAACGUGACUUUCAUCAGCGACUCAGUGCCCAACUUCACAGAACUCUUCUCCAUCCCUCAGAGCACAGGGAGCAACACCAGCAAUCCCCGCAAACAGGUGGAGGAGACGUCAUCUGCUGAUCGUAACCUGACCCCCAGCUGCGUGGUCACAACCUCGGAGCUCAGCGGCGCCCCUGUGCUGUUAAAACCUUCCCCGGGAAGUGAGAGCCAACCACCCCCAUACCAGCUCCACGCGCCUCAACUUCACCAACAUAAUGGCUACACCGAGUAUUUUAGCAUGCACACAACGGGUGCCCGGCCUGUGUAGGGGUCUCCUGACUCUCCUGGUCCUUUGCGGCUUCCCUGUCUCCUCUCUCAACACUUUCUGGGGCUCCCUGCCUCAUACCCAUCCCUGGUUUCUCUUCUGGGUCCCCUUCCUCCUUGCUCUCUCUGCCACCUUCUCUUCCCUUUGAUGUCCAACCAUAUCAGAGGGCUAUUCUAUCUCAUGUCUCCCUAAAACAUUGCAGAACGGCUCUUUUAGUGAGAAUACAGAGAAGCCAGAUGUAUGUGGUGGGAUGGGUCCUUCUUCUCCCGCCAUCUCCCUGCCCAUUCAGUAUGACAAAGGGAGUGAAUCCUCACCUAGUUAGUCUGUAUGAUAUGUCGGCUCUCCUUCCCCUUGAGACAGCCUUGAGUUCUCCACCUCUGGGGCUGGUUCCACUGGGAGAAGCCAGAAACUGGAUGAACAGGAGCCACGAUUCUCUUCCAUCCCUAGUUCAGUUAGAGCAACAGGCCUACCCUUGGCUGCCUUUUCCCUGUAGAGAGUGUGAUCCAAAGGAAGAUUGCCAUAGUCUUUCAUAGCCGCCAUUUUGGUUGAAUGAUUCUCCUGUUUGGAUGCAGAUGGGAAGGACUCCAGACAUGCCAGCCCAGACUGGCUUUGUAUUGAUGUAUCCAAACCUUUUCUGUAUCCCUCCCUUUUUAUGCUACCCUUUCCCCCACUUUUCCCUACAAUGACAGCAGGAAUCCCCUCUAUCCCUUUGCCCUGACCCCCUGGGGUAAUGGUGUUUGCCCUCUUCCCUCCCCGUGAUGACGCUGUGGGUUCUGCUCCCUGAUGACGGUGAAUUUCUGAAAUCCACCAGAGUGGGUUUUUUUGCCAAA
Elgaria multicarinata webbii is the source of this 2553-nucleotide messenger RNA. It is a transcript of the gene TMEM145, whose product is annotated as transmembrane protein 145. Bases 44 to 1726 code for a protein of 560 amino acids. The record is from RefSeq and is a predicted model, not a curated record. The transcript is spliced from 15 exons. NCBI's taxonomy places the organism in Eukaryota, Metazoa, Chordata, Lepidosauria, Squamata, Anguidae. Gene Ontology annotation, biological process: response to pheromone; G protein-coupled receptor signaling pathway.